Molecule: messenger RNA, 1775 nt
Organism: Osmerus eperlanus (European smelt)
Lineage: Eukaryota; Metazoa; Chordata; Actinopteri; Osmeriformes; Osmeridae
Product: visual system homeobox 2-like
Exons: 5
Coding region: 60-1163 (367 amino acids)
Biological process (GO): regulation of transcription by RNA polymerase II
Cellular component (GO): nucleus
Molecular function (GO): sequence-specific double-stranded DNA binding; DNA-binding transcription factor activity, RNA polymerase II-specific
Source: RefSeq, a predicted model, not a curated record
GAUUGCACCAGGGACCAGCUAGUGUUGGAAAAACUAAUCGGGGAAUACCAUCAGACACCAUGACAGGCAAAGAAGGGACGGUUUUUUCUGAAUCUUUGAAUAAACAGAGAAUGGCCUCACCCGCAAAUCAUGGGGGACCACAGCCUUUAAAGAUCGGGUCUACGACGCACAGGUGCACAGGUUUCGGGAUACAAGAGAUACUUGGAUUGAACAAGGAACCGUCUGCCCCCCCGCGCCGUCCGUUGGAAUCUCUACCGCCCAGGGCGCACCUGCUGGCAUCUAGGUCGGCUCUUGGUCCAGGGGGCGUCGGGGUUGGUAUGGGAAUAAUUGGACCAGGCGGUAUACAUUCGUUUUACAGCCAGCCUGCGUUUCUGGAAGUGUUAUCGGAGGCGCAAAACGUUCACCUGCAGCCGCUCAACAGGGCUAUGGGACAACUGGAUGCCCAUCACUCCGCCAGCUCCGACUCAGACGAAGUAUCUUCCAGUGAAAAGAAUUUUUCUAAAUCAUCAAUGUGCCAGAGCAAGAAAAGAAAGAAAAGACGCCACAGGACCAUUUUCACAUCUUAUCAGCUGGAGGAGUUGGAGAAAGCUUUCAACGAAGCCCACUACCCAGAUGUCUAUGCAAGAGAGAUGUUGUCGAUGAAGACAGAGCUACCUGAGGACAGGAUACAGGUUUGGUUCCAGAACAGACGAGCCAAGUGGAGAAAGAGAGAGAAGUGCUGGGGUCGUAGUAGUGUCAUGGCCGAGUACGGACUGUACGGUGCUAUGGUUCGCCACUCCAUCCCCCUCCCAGAGUCCAUCCUAAAGUCAGCCAAGGACGGCAUCAUGGACUCCUGCGCCCCCUGGCUGCUAGGUAUGCACAAGAAGUCCAUGGACACGACCGUCCCCACGUCUCCAGGGAAACCAGACACACCUCAACCCCCUGCCAGAGAGAGAGUGGUGGAGCGAGAGAUGGAAGAAGAGGAGGAGAGAAGGAAGGAUUCCAGGUCACCCAUAUCCAAAGAGGAACUGAGGGAGAAUAGCAUAGCCGCACUCAGGGCAAAGGCCCAGGAGCACAGUGCUAAAAUGCUGGGGAAAGUUUCUGGGGACGGACCCUUGAUGGAGACAGAGGAAAAGGACAAACAGACAGGACAGAAGAAGACAGCUGAGGCAAAGAAGAAGUAAAAAGACAUUAUACAAAUUGCUGCUUUUAAUAGACUGUAAGGCCUAGUUUUGUUGCAGUGCCUUUCAUGUAUAAUAAACUGAUCUCUCAUUGACAUUGUAAGACACUCCACAAUCUGGGUUUAGCUUUGAUCCCAGAAUGCUCUACUGUGGUCAUGUUAUUUACAAAUGCUAAUUAUAUAGGGAACAUUUAAAAUGCAAAUGUAUGUAAUGACUGGUUUAACAAGUGGCAGCUACUUGCUUUUUGCAACAAAAUAUUUUAUAUUAUAAAUCAACUGCCCUAAAAUUAGCAGACCAUCUUACAGACUAUACAUGGAGUCAAAACAAGAAUUUGUGCAACAAGAAAAUCCAUCAAGCCUUUGUGAGUGGUUUUCAUUUGACCUCAGAUGUAUAUAUUGUAAGUACUGAAAAUGAAAUAUAGCUAAGUUCAUAUACACAGUUCACUAACUGAUACAAUGUGUUUUGUCCUUGUUUCUGUAAAAUAAUAGUAAAAUUAGUGGCUGUUAUUCUGAUUUUCCAUCUUAUUAUAGAUUCUUUUUUGUGUGUUUUUAAGCUUGAUGUGCCCACACAUCCACUCACACACAUGUUUACACAACAUCCACAUCAAAUAAUAAA